CACUUUAGAAUCAUUUCACCUCAGACAAACAUAUCCCCAUUUCUUCAACUCAAAGAUCUCCUUCUAAAAUAUACAAAAACAAACAAAUCACACAUGUUUAGGCACACUGGUAUUUCAUCACAUGAUCCAUGUCCAUGACCAUUUUUGCCAAAACCAAACACACACAAAAUCCGAUAUCACUCGAAUCCAAAAUCACCUACUGAUCCAAACAAGCUUACCCGAUAUGUUUAUUGUGAUUCUUGGUUAUGUUCUGUUUCUUGUCCCACUCCCAUCUGCUUCGCAGCCUCAAGCUGCGCUGCAGCUUCUCCGGUUCCGAGACAGUCUGCCGGAGGCCUCGAAGUCUCUCCUGCAAUGGAACCCGACCACCUCAGCUUCUGCUCACUGCAGCUGGCCUGGUGUUUCUUGCUACUCAAAUGAAACAGAUUUUCGAGUGGAAAAGUUGGAGCUGAAGGGGUUAGGGCUCACUGGGGUUCUAGAAGAUUCGUAUUCGUUGCUGUGUGGGGUUUCUGAUCUGGUCCUUGUUGAUCUCAGCAGCAACAAUUUCAGUGGAAGCGUUCCUACUGUGCUUGGAAACUGCAGUCAGCUCAUCGAUGUUAAUCUCAACAACAAUCACCUGUCAGGACCAAUUCCACCUGACGUUUUCAAGCCAGGCAAGCUUCUGGCGCUCGACUUGGGCGGGAACAAGCUAUCUGGCACGAUUCCACCCGAGGUAGGCCAAUGCAAACGUCUUGAAUAUCUUGCGUUGAGCGCGAGCUCAUUGAGCGGUGAAGUUCCAAGUGAGCUGUUUUCAGUUCUGAAUUUGAAGUAUCUCUAUUUGGAUUUGAAUCAAUUCAACGGUACGUUACCUAAAUUUCCAUCAAGAUGCCCACUUGUUGAACUGCUUCUGCGAAACAAUUCAUUCCAUGGCUCCUUGCCACCGUCCAUAAGCAACUGUCGGGAUCUCCAAUUCCUGGAUGUAUCUAGGAACAAGCUUGGAGGAGUAAUGGAGCAGGAUAUCUUCACGGGGCUGAUGCAACUUGACCAACUGUCCCUUGCUCGAAACAACUUUGAAGGGCAAAUUCCUAUGUCCGUCUGGAGUCUCAGGAAUAUAACGAGCCUCUUGCUUUUUGUAAACAAGUUCAAUGGGAGCAUUCCUGAAGAUAUCAGGCAAUGUGAUAAGCUUACUCGCCUCGACUUAUCAGAAAACGUCUUGACUGGUCCUAUUCCAGCUUCAGUUUCUUAUCUCAGAAAUUUGCGGUUCAUGAAUCUAUUAAAAAAUAGGCUCAGUGGUCCUAUACCUCAGGGAAUUGGAAACUGCACUUCUCUAACAGAUGUUGUUUUGCGCGAAAACAACAUCAGUGGAAUUCUUCCUCCUGAGUUAUGUGGUCUCCGGAGUUUGGUGUUUCUCAUGCUGAAUCACAAUCAUAUUGAGGGUCCUAUACCGGAUUGUGUAGGGAGUUUGAUCUCUCUUCAAGUGUUCAGCGUUUACAACAACAGCAUGACAGGCAGAGUACCACCUGGUAUUACCAAGUUGACCAACCUUACAACUCUUAAUUUGGCUGUAAACAAAUUAGAAGGGGUGAUUCCAUCAGAUCUGGGCAAGAAUCUCGUUCCUGGUUUGGUUAUCUUGGAUCUUACAGGAAAUCAGUUCACGGGAGAACUUCCACGUGCUGCAUGUUCUGGCAACCGUCUUCAACGUUACACCCUUGGCAACAACAAAUUUGUAGGCGGUUUCCCCACAGAAAUCAUCAAAUGUAAGUCUCUAAUUAGAUUGUCUCUUGACAACAAUAGCUUGCAAGGAAGCAUACCAAAUGAGCUGGAAAAUUCAUCCAGCAUUGAAUAUUUUAAUAUUCGAGGAAACAUGUUUGAAGGACCUAUCCCAACAGUCUUUGGUUCCUGGAGCAAUCUCUCAACUGUUGAUCUUUCAGACAAUAAGUUUUCAGGCUCAAUACCUAAGGAAUUUGGGGGACUUCAAAAUCUGGUAGAAAUGAAUAUUUCUUCAAACAGAUUGACAGGAGAAAUUCCUCCCGAGCUGAGUCGUUGUCCAAAAAUAGACAUGCUAGACCUCAGCAAGAAUGACCUUGAGGGAGGUGUCCCGUCUGAGAUCCUUUCUUCAUCAUCACUGUCAAUCAUUCAGUUUCAAGACAACAAACUGACAGGCAUGAUUCCCAACACUUCUGCGAGUGGACAAAAACUGCGAGUGCUGCAGCUUGGGGACAAUUUGCUCGAGGGUCAUUUUCCUUGCAAUCUUAAUACAGAUCUCAAGAGUCUGAACCUCAGUACAAACAAGUUUUCUGGAGAAAUACCCAGAUGCAUUGGCAAUCUCAAAAACUUGGAGAUUCUUGAUAUCUCAAGCAACGAUUUCUCAGGCGAGAUACCAUCAGUGGCAAAUGAUAUGGGAUCACUUCAAGUUCUGAACAUAUCAUAUAAUCAACUCUCUGGCCAAAUUCCUGAUGCUUGGGCAAAGCCAUUGGAGCAACCCAGAACAUCUGACGGAAAUCCAAGACUCUGCCUAGCAUCCAUAAAUGGCGGCAACUGCAGAAGUCACAAGAAAGUACAUCGAGGCCUCCUUGCUGGUAUUAUAACCGGAUCAUUUUUCUUGACAGCAUGCCUUCUUGCUGCCAUGUACGUGUUAGUAACUCGUUUUUGGCACCAUACCCCAUCAACUCCUGAACAGUCGCUGUUGCACGAUCAAUCGAGCUACGAAGACUUACCAGAUGAUCUGAAAUUUGUUGACAUUCUUCGUGGAACUGAAGGUUGGAGUGAUAAAUAUGUGAUUGGAAGAGGCAAGCAUGGAACUGUUUAUAGAGCACAAUCGAUGAAAUCAAAAAAGCACUGGGCAAUUAAGAAGGUGGAUCUAACUGAGGCAAAAUCCAACACGGAGAUGAGAAUUUUGAACCUGGUCAGGCAUAGAAAUAUACUUAGAAUGGGAGGAUACAGCAUCAGGAAUGGAUGUGGAUACAUAGUUACAGAAUACAUGCCUGAAGGUACUCUCUAUCAUCUGCUGCACAAGAGGUUGCCUCGGGUAGCUUUGACCUGGGAGCAACGAUGCCGUAUAGCUCUUGGAAUAGCUCAAGGUUUGUCGUAUCUUCACCAUGAUUGUGUGCCUCCAAUCAUUCACAGAGAUAUCAAAUCAGACAAUGUACUGCUGGACUCAGAAUUUGAACCGAAGAUUGGAGAUUUUGGGACAGCGAAACUGGAUUCAGAUGUUGAAGAAGACGAAACAGAUUCUACAAUUGUUGGAACACUUGGCUAUAUAGCACCAGAGAAUGCAUACUCAUCAAAGUUGACGGAUAAAUGUGAUGUAUACAGCUAUGGGGUAAUUCUGCUGGAGCUUCUUUGCAGAAAAUUACCUGUGGAUCCCAGCUUUGAUGAGGGCUUAGAUAUUGUCUCAUGGGUAAGGACGACACUACAUGGUUACAACCCUCACGUCGAUUUCUUGGAUGAAGAAAUCAUGCACUGGGAGAGAGAGGACCAGCAAGAAGUACUGGAGAUGGUGGAUCUUGCUUUAAAAUGCACUGAAAUGGUUCCAGAUAUCAGGCCCUCAAUGAGAGAUGUAGUGAGUUCUCUGCUUAAAUUUCAAAAAAAAAAUUGAGGUGAAUGUGAGAAUUCCCUCAUAGAUUAGAUCUCCAUGUAAACAUUUGCCAAGGAAUUCUGUUGCAAUGACACAGUUGGUAUUUUUAUCUGAUAACCUGUAAAGUUCUAGAUGAUAAAUAAAAUCAAGCCACAAGAUACCA
Messenger RNA from Salvia hispanica, 3716 nucleotides. RefSeq lists its product as uncharacterized. The record is from RefSeq and is a predicted model, not a curated record. Gene Ontology annotation, molecular function: protein binding; ATP binding; protein kinase activity. Lineage: Eukaryota; Viridiplantae; Streptophyta; Magnoliopsida; Lamiales; Lamiaceae. Gene Ontology annotation, biological process: protein phosphorylation.